Brachypodium distachyon (stiff brome) is the source of this 2388-nucleotide messenger RNA. Its product is annotated as inner centromere protein-like. The coding region runs from base 1 to 2388 and encodes 795 amino acids. Lineage: Eukaryota; Viridiplantae; Streptophyta; Magnoliopsida; Poales; Poaceae. The transcript is spliced from 5 exons. The record is from RefSeq and is a predicted model, not a curated record.
AUGCUGGAGGUGCAAGUGAAGGCUACCGAGGACGCGGUGGGACCAGCAUCUCGGCACGAAAUCCAGCUCGGCUCCGCCAAGGACAGAGCGGCUAGGCUAAAGAUCGAGAGGGCCGCCGUCCGGGAGGAGCUUGCCAAGGCCGGUGAGGACAAUGCUGCCAAGGCCGCAGAGCUCGUGAAGCUGGCGGGAGGUGUCACCAUGUCUGAUUCUACCCGCUCCAGCAAUGACUCUGACAGAGAAGAACGGUACCAGUUUGACUCAACGCCUGAGCCCUCACCGCCGAUUUCUCCCAGAGUAAACAUUGAAGACUCAGAUGAAGAAAUUGAAGACCCUGUGCCUUUGAGAGUGACACCCUCUCCUGGUGUGCGCCUGAAGUAUGCCAUCAACUCCCCACGGCCUGAUGAAGUAUUGCCCAGUCGUGGAAAGAAAGUGGCGUCCAAGCCCAAGGCAGAGAAGAAGGAGAAGGUGAAGAAGUUCAAGGACGUGCCUGCUCCCACUGCUGAAGAAAUCCUUGUCUUCUAUUCUUCAGAAGAAGAUGUGGAAGAGGAGACUAGAAUGAAGAGAAAGCACCGCCUCCAGCACAUACUCCACAAGCACUCUAGUGUGUUAGCCGCUGAGAUUCGGAGAAGAACGAAGGAAGCGGAGAGUGCCAACCUAGCAUCCAGGAUCAGAGGUUCUUCACUGUCUCCUCUUGCGCCUCGCAACAAGCCCAGUGAAGACUCCAAAGGCAAGGACAAGGUGCCUGAGAAGAGGAAAGCCGCUGAAGACGCAGAGAAACAGUUCAAGAAGGAUCUGAAGAAAGCUAGGAAAGCCUCUGCUGUUGGACCCGGUUCCUCAUCCAAGGAUGCUGCUGCUGCUACUGCUGCCGCCAUGGCCUCUGGAGAAAUUCCAUAUCCUCCUCAAGUUGUUCACAUUGAUCCAGUUCUGCUUGCUGCUUUCAAUGAAGGAACGCUCCCGGAUUCUCUCAUGAGUCAUGUUGAAGGCCUGAUUGUUGCCAAGAAUCGGGCUGAAGAAUGGGAGCAGAACCGCAGUUUGCGUGUUGCCAAGCGGUUAGAAGAAGAAGACCAUGCUGAGAAGGAACGUGUUGAGAAGGAGAAGGAAAAGAAAGAAAAGGAACUUGCAUUGAAAACUCAACCUGAGCUUGAGAAGAAGAAGAACAAAGCUUUGCUCGCUGAGCAGAUGAAACAAGCAGCCAAAAGCCUGAUGGCUGAUAAGGCUAAGAGUGAAGCAAGGAAGAAAGCCGCCGAGAAAACGCCUGAAGUACAGGGCGGAAAUGAAGAAGUUGAUCGGGAGAAGACAGAAUAUGAGAAGACGAGGGAUGCAGCUCGUGAGACCAGUCGUGAGAUCGGCCUCAAGGCUAGACAUGAUUCAGCUGUCCCCUCUGACACUAAAGAAAGUCAGGAUUUACCUCAGACCGUCCUGUCAAAGAAGAUCACUAUGACUCGUCAGGCGUCUCAGAUCGCUGAAGUAAAGAAGACUGCCAAAGAGUUUGGUUUGAAGAUCAAAGUUCCUGCCGGAAGAAGUUCCUCCACUUCAUCAUCUGCGGCAGUUCCUCUGAAGAAAGCUAUUCACACACUUGUGCCAGAUACAUCAACAGUCAAGCUUACUUCACUUGCUGAGGAACAGGAACAAGCUGCUUCAUCCCCCACAGUACUGUCUGAGCACACCACUCAACAGGAAGAAGGUGAUGAGGUGCUGGGGAAGAACCAAGAAGACAUCACCCGUCCUGAGGAACCCCCCACCAGUAGCUCGUUGCCUCGCACUGAAUCAGUGGAUGCCUCUGCUGAAGAAGGAAGAACCUGUGACUUCGAAGCUGAAGCCAGUGAUUUGCAUGCCAAUGACGCAGAAACUGAUGCAGAUGCCCCAGUGCCAACGCCGGAAGUUCGUGUGAAGAAAGUGGUUAAGAAGAAGUUUGUUGCCCCGUCUGACCCGUUAGACCCGUCCGACCCAAAUUCCUCAAACAACCGCGAGCUGUUGUCUCCCAAGCCAAAGAUGCCUAUAUCCUCUGACCGAGAGAAGGUUUACUUCAAGACCCUGAAGAACGCUGAGCUUCACCUCAUGAGGCUGGAGAAUGGGCUGAAGUACAAGGAGGAGACAUCAGCUAAAGACCGGAGGUUUUGGUCUUUUGAGCUGCAGGACUACUAUGCGCAGAUUCUUCUGCCACGGACCCACUUUGCCAAGAUGAAGUACAUCAAUGAUGAAUGGUUCGCCAUCAAUCGUCAGAGUGGUGUCAUGACUGCUGCGAAUGCUCUUAAUAAUAUGCAUCUGCUCAAGUUUGUUCAGACCUGCCAGAAUUGGAAUGAUGAGCUGAUUCUUCAGUUCUAUGCUACUUUCGGCAGAAAGGUCUGCAGAUUUGAAGACAACUCAAAGGGAUACAACAUCUACUAG